Laccaria bicolor S238N-H82 is the source of this 267-nucleotide messenger RNA. RefSeq lists its product as uncharacterized. NCBI's taxonomy places the organism in Eukaryota, Fungi, Basidiomycota, Agaricomycetes, Agaricales, Hydnangiaceae. The record is from RefSeq and is a predicted model, not a curated record. The transcript has 2 exons. Bases 1 to 267 code for a protein of 88 amino acids.
AUGUUGUCGAGGUCUUGGUCCAGCUGGAAAACAACUUCCGGCUCGUCUUCAACAGGAUGUUCAGCUGGGGUGGGAGCGCCUUCAUUAUUUGUCCCAGAAGAUUCUGGGACUUGUUCUCCAGCUAGUGGUGCAGUGUUUAAAGGUUCAGUUCAGUCCGGUUUUUUGCCCCGAAAACGCGCAACCGUGGACCGCAACCGGUCCAGGACCAACCCAGAUAUUGAGGGAACCGAACCGAACCACCUAGGACCGGUCUUUUGCAGUCCAUGA